Messenger RNA from Fusarium keratoplasticum, 1176 nucleotides. RefSeq names its product putative 26S protease subunit rpt4. The record is from RefSeq and is a predicted model, not a curated record. The coding region runs from base 1 to 1176 and encodes 391 amino acids. Gene Ontology annotation, biological process: positive regulation of RNA polymerase II transcription preinitiation complex assembly. Gene Ontology annotation, cellular component: proteasome regulatory particle, base subcomplex; cytosolic proteasome complex. Gene Ontology annotation, molecular function: proteasome-activating activity; ATP binding; ATP hydrolysis activity. Lineage: Eukaryota; Fungi; Ascomycota; Sordariomycetes; Hypocreales; Nectriaceae. The transcript has 4 exons.
AUGACCGCAGAGGAAGAGCGCCAAGCCGCCCUCAACUCGUACCGGGCGAGGCUUCUCGAGUCUCGAGAGUGGGAGGCUAAGCUCAAGAGCCUACGCCUGGAGAUUAAGGAUAUGCAAAGGGAGUUUGACAGGACCGAGGACAACAUCAAGGCACUUCAGAGCGUGGGACAGAUUAUUGGCGAGGUCCUAAAACAGCUCGACGAUGAACGAUUCAUCGUCAAGGCUUCCUCCGGACCACGAUAUGUCGUCGGCUGCAGAUCAAAGGUCGACAAGGUGAAGCUGAAGCAAGGUACCCGUGUUGCCCUUGAUAUGACGACACUCACGAUCAUGCGAAUGCUUCCCCGCGAGGUCGAUCCCCUGGUGUACAACAUGUCGUUGGAGGACCCCGGUCAAGUGAGCUUUGCCGGUAUCGGUGGACUGAACGAUCAGAUCCGAGAGCUGCGAGAGGUCAUUGAGCUUCCCCUCAAGAACCCCGAGUUGUUCUUGCGAGUAGGCAUCAAGCCUCCCAAGGGUGUCUUGCUCUAUGGACCUCCUGGAACAGGCAAGACUCUUCUGGCGCGAGCAGUCGCAAGCAGUCUGGAGACAAACUUCCUGAAAGUCGUCUCCUCUGCCAUUGUCGACAAGUACAUUGGUGAGUCGGCGCGACUCAUCCGCGAGAUGUUCGGAUAUGCCAAGGAGCACGAGCCCUGUAUCAUCUUCAUGGACGAGAUUGACGCCAUCGGUGGACGACGAUUCUCCGAGGGUACAAGUGCCGAUCGCGAAAUUCAGCGAACACUGAUGGAGCUGCUCAACCAGCUUGACGGUUUCGACUACCUGGGCAAGACCAAGAUCAUCAUGGCUACCAACAGACCCGACACACUGGACCCCGCUCUUCUCCGUGCUGGUCGUCUGGACCGAAAGAUUGAGAUUCCCCUGCCCAACGAGGUCGGGCGACUCGAGAUUCUCAAGAUUCACUCGCAAAGCGUCGUGGUUGAUGGUGACAUUGACUUUGAGAGCGUGGUCAAGAUGAGUGACGGACUGAACGGUGCUGACUUGCGAAACGUGGUUACUGAAGCUGGCCUGUUUGCCAUCAAGGAUUAUCGGGAAUCGAUCAACCAGGAUGACUUCAACAAGGCGGUUCGCAAGGUGGCCGAGGCCAAGAAGCUCGAGGGUAAGCUCGAGUAUCAGAAGCUGUAA